AUGGCGGAAACGACCCUUGACAUUGAGGGGACUCCGGGGAGGAGGUCAACGGGAGACGAGGAAGAGGCGGCUACCCUGGAUAUCCAUGGUGUGGGAAUGAAAAUCCAAAGGGCUGAGGAAGCUUACAAGACAUAUGCAAGGGUGCUAGAGAAGCCAACUAAGGGUGAAGUUUUGGGUUGGUAUUUUUAUGAGUUAUGCUCAUAUUUCAUCCUCACAGUUCUCAUUCCGAUCUUGUUCCCUCUCAUCAUCAGCCAAACGAUCAAAGCGUCGCCGGAAUCGGUACGCGUGGAGGAGAGAGAUAAGGGUUUGUAUUGUGAUCAAAAGGAAAUUUUACUGUAUGCAGGACUCGCCCAACGGUCAAUAAAGCUCAACAAUUUAAACAUCUCUCCAUUAGAGUGGACUUCAAUUUCUUGGGUGGCAGGACUAAUUGUUGCAGCCCCAAUACUUGGCACCAUCUCACUCCACCUUGACUAUGGCCACGGACAACAACUCAUCGCCGCAGCCGCCACCGCCAUCGGAGCACUCUUCUGCCUCCCGACCGGAUUCUUCAGAACCAGAUGGAUCUUCCCACUAUACAUCGCCGCCAUAGUCGCAGCCAACACCAUCGGAACAGCCUCCCAUGCCCGCCAUCUCGGCCUCAUGAUUCGCGGCUUCAUCGGCUCCACCAUCCGUAAGAGCCAACUUCCCGAUAGAAGGGCGGUGGCUGGGUGGCUCUCACUUUACGCAACCGCCUCCGGUUUCCUAGGCUCCACCAUUUUCGCCGCCUUCACCUACCACAUGCUCAGAAAGAAUGAUAGUUUCACUGGCCUCUGGGUUGUCUCAAUUUUCAGUGGCCUCAUGUGGUUUUCUGGUGUAGUCCAUGUUCUCAGUGCUAAUAGACCCGGUGGAAGUGCCAUUUCUCCGGCGAAUUCUAUCCCAAAAAGCCAUGUGAUUUCCAUUUUUCGAUACCCACAUGCCGCCGGAAGUCUCGCCGGAGUUUUCCUCUCUUCCUUCACAAACAUGUCCAUAUUCACCGGAGCUGUGCUUCAUUCAGUAGGAGACCUUUGCAUCAAACCAAAGAACUUACUAUACCUAUGGCUGACAUAUUUUCUCUCUCCUCUCCUCUCUCUGCCACUUCUACACCCACUUCAGGAGCUAAUCAGAGCAGACGCAGUUAAAAUGCAACUACUAGGGCUCUUCCUAUCCACCCUCACUUCAGGGUUUGGAUACUACUUCCGCCAUGAAAACUGGCACAACCGCCACCUCCUCCUCUUCGCCGCCGUCCAAAGCACGGCCACCGGACUCUCUCAUGCUUUCGGAAGAGUUCUACUCUUGGAUUGUUCGCCAGCCGGAAAAGAAGGUGCCUUCUCUGCGUGGUUUUCAUGGGUGAGAGCUGUGGGAACUUGUGUUGGUUUUGCGGUUGCGUCGCCUGGUUCAACUGGGUACAUUAACAGGUCUUUUGGGGUUGCUUUUUGCACUGCCAUUGUUGGGAUUCUUGUUCUUAUCUUUGGAAAUAUUAGUAACUUUGGAGGGGCCCUGGCUGCUGGGCAUGUGAGAGAAAAUAGCGAGAUGGGUUCGCCGGCGCGUGGGUUGGAUGACGUGGUUGAGGUGAAGGAACCAGAGAUUGUUGGGAAACCUCAUGAAGAAGAGACAGAAACUUAG
Molecule: messenger RNA, 1641 nt
Organism: Ilex paraguariensis (yerba mate)
Lineage: Eukaryota; Viridiplantae; Streptophyta; Magnoliopsida; Aquifoliales; Aquifoliaceae
Source: the annotation of a GenBank genome assembly